Messenger RNA from Porites lobata, 1821 nucleotides. Lineage: Eukaryota; Metazoa; Cnidaria; Anthozoa; Scleractinia; Poritidae. The record is from the annotation of a GenBank genome assembly.
AUUGGGACAAACCUCAAUGGCGCGGGUAAAAAGGUUAAAAAUCCAGUUUCGCAUGCGUCAAUUAGCAUUAGGGGAAAUUUGUUGGAGUAAAGUGUUCCUCUCCUUUUUAGAUUUUUGAGCGGGUUAAGUGUAUGACAAUUGCCUCAAAAGAUGAAAAAACAUUGAUUAUAUGAUAAACCAUGACUUAUACAACAUAUUGCUUGUUUAUAGCCUCUGUAACUUCCUUGAUAUUUUUUAUUACUGAUUACUAUAGUGGUUAAUAUACGACAUAUACAACAGGAAACGCUUAUAGUCAAGAAGGAUAUAUUCUCAUUGGCUUUUAUGUAGAUUAUCGAGCUUUAAGUGUAGGUCCUCAUAAAAUGUUCUAUUAGUGACAAAACGUGAUGUUUAAAUUUCGAACAUGAUGUUAAAUUUAGAAAGAUAUUCUGGAUAUUUCUUUUGAAUUAAAAUAUCACGAUGUUUGUGAUCGUUACGUAGCAUAUAAAAGCGCGACCUGCGUUUUCGUCAACCAGUAGUCAACUGAAGAAGAUUUGGAGAUGAGGACUCUAAUUCUGUUGGCAUUGCUUGGCUUUGUACUGGCCUUCAGCUUUGCUAUUCCAUUCAACGGAGAUACUGCUGAAGUAUAUGAUGCUGAAAGCAACAAUCUUGCGAAGGACUUCCAAGGAGAAGUAAAUAAAAGGUAAGAAAAAAACGAAGCUUUUCUUCUUGUUAGUGAUAGAUUUCCAAAGAAAAUUAUAGCUUAUCUGUAAAAAAUUAAAAUACUCCCAAUUUUCUCAAUGUAGUACAUGUAUCCGUUUUCUUUCUUUCCUUUCUUCUAUUUUUCCUCUUCUUUCUAUCUUUUUUUUCCUCUCCUAAAUACAUGUAGGUUCAGGUAAAGUUGUCGAGUUUCUGAUCUAGGAUAUAUAAACAAUUGCAAAAAAUAUAAAAAUUCUUUGUUAAAAUAAAGUAAUGUGUUUUAAAAAUCAAACUUGAUAGACUCUGCCUGAAAAUAAGAAAAUUCCUGGUUGAUAAUUUUGUAAGCGCACGUUUUUCAUGCAUCAGUUGUUUCUUCCCCCCACAGGUGCUAUGUUACUCAGUUAAAAAUAGAUAUUAGUAAAUAUUAAUAUGGUAAAGUUAUGUAAACGUUUUGUUCAGUGAAACUUCUUCACUUUUCUGGCUAUGUACUCCACUUUACAGUGCACCUUAGUUAUGAAAAACUUUGAAACUGGAUCGUGUGCGUUUGUAGGCAAACAAACUCACUUGAUGUCUGGAAAGUGAAUUUAUAAAAUAUUUUCAAUAAUAAGAUUUCUCGGUCAUCGUACAUCCGACGAUUGCGUUUAAUUAUAGGUAAAUCACUCGACUUAACUUUUGAUAGUUCCACAAGGUUUAGUUUCCAGUUUGAUUUUUUGGAUCAAUAUAUACAGUUUGGAUCCACCUGAAAGGAAAAAUGAUUUGCGAACGAAUAUAAAAAUUUAAAAUAAUAUAAUACAAUUAAAACUAAAUACCGAACAUCCUUUACAUUUGCCUUACUGUAGGAAUGAAGAUACAGAAAACAGAAAUGGAAACAAGGAAGACGAAGACGAAGAAGACGAUGACCAAAACGUUUAUGCUGUACAGCAGUUAGAAGAUGAUGACGAGGAACUGGAAAACGAAGAUGAGAAUGAAAACGCUUUGACCAAUCAAGGGAAUGAGGUUGAAGAUCCUAUCUGGCCUCUUCUCAUUGGUCGCGCAGUAUUUAGACGUUUCCGCCGACGUAGGGGUCGGCGCGGGGGCUGGCGUCGCCGACGCAGAGGCCGCCGUGGGGGUUGGCGUCGCAGACGUAGAGGCCGACGAUGGGGUUAA